CUAAAUACGGGUGGGAGUAAAUAACGCUGUAGCGGCGGUUUCAAUGAAAAGUCUCGGUGCUCGGUUCUGCGCAUGCGCACGCGCACAGAGGUUAUCGAAAUAUGGCGGCCAGGUCUUGUGAAAACUACUGAGAUCUGCUUCAAUUUCGACAGAUUCGCGCAGGUUGGGAGCCACAGUGUGUGUGUGUGCACGUGUGCGUGUGUGUGCGUGUGUGUGUGUGUGUGUGUGUGUGUGUGUGCGUGUGUUGUGGAGCUGUGGUAGCCAAUGAACAGCAUGGGCAGGACAGCACUGAAAGAUCAGAAGGAGAGUAAGAAGGAGAAGGCGGGCAGGAGUACUCCUGUCAACACAGGACCUGCACCAGUUAAAGCCCCUGAGUCAUUCUCAUGGGAAGAGUAUCUGAAGGAGACGUCGUCCACACCUGCCCCUCCCAGCUGCUUCAGACAGUCUCGCCUCCCUCCAUCAAACGACUUCAAGGCUGGUAUGAAGCUGGAGGCUCGCGAUCCUCGUAAUUCCACUUCCGUCUGCAUCGCCACGGUGAUGGGCAUAACAGGCAUCAGGCUUCGUCUACGCCUGGAUGGCAGCGACAACACCAACGACUUCUGGAGACUGGUCGACUCCUCGGAUAUUCAGCCAAUAGGAACGUGCGAGAAGAAUGGAGAUAUGCUGCAGCCGCCGCUGGGCUUCAGGAUGAAUGCCUCCUCAUGGCCCAUGUUUUUAUUGAGGACGCUGAAUGGGGCAGAAAUGGCGCCAGCGUCUGCAUUCAAAAAGGAACCUCAGAGGCCCACUCAGAACAGUUUCAAACCAGGCAUGAAGCUAGAAGCAGUGGACAAGAAGAACCCUUACCUCAUCUGUCCUGCAACCAUCGGUGAGGUCAGAGGUGAAGAGGUGUUUGUGAUGUUCGAUGGCUGGAGAGGCGCGUUCGAUUACUGGUGCCGUUAUGACUCCAGGGACAUCUUUCCUGUGGGCUGGUGUGCGGUGACCAAACACAGCCUUCAGCCUCCGGGGAACAGCAUCACCAUCCCUAAGCCGCUGUCCGCACCUUCUUCUUCCACUUCCUCCUCCUUUUCGUCUUCACCGUCCAAGCAGACGCGGCGCUCCAUGCAGUCUUCAUACCGCCUGCCCACACCGCUCCCCCCUCUGCCCGUGAGGAAGGGCGUGAGGGGCCGGCGACCCAAAAGCGAGACCAUUGCCCUGCUCAAAGCCCUGGCGGCAUCGUCAGGCGCUCAGAGUCCAGGGGCUCAGAUGAGUACCACAGUGCCCGAAUCUGCCCCACAGCUUGUCCCACGCCCUCACAAGAAGAGAGGACCCAAACCAGGAAGCAAGAGGAAGCCCAAACUCCUGCAGAGCUCCUUGUCAGCACCAGCAGGUUCAGACUCCAGACUUCCGUCUUCUCAGGUGUCCAGGGAUGGCCUGCCUCCACUGAGCUCUCCAUCCUCCGUGGUGUCCACAGUGUGCGUGUAUGUGAAUAAACACGGGAACUGCGGCCCUCAUCUGGACCGCAAGCAGGUGCAGCGGCUGCCGGAUCACUUCGGACCUGAGGCGGUGAACCUGGUGCUGCAGCAGACAGUGCAGGCGUGUUUGGACUGCGCCUAUCAGCCCAAAGUGCUGCUGGGAUGCCUGCAGAAUCAGCCAGAUGGUGGAGAGGUGGUGCGAGUGCGGACGGACGGAGGGACACGGACGGUGAAGCUGCCGUCGGCGUCCAGCGCCGCAUUUGUUCUACGAUUCCUGGAGAAAGUGUGUCGACACCUGCAGUGCGAUAACCUGUUCAGCAGCCAGCCGUUCAGCCCCUACAGCAGCUACGACAGGAGCAAGUCAGUGAAAGAGGAGAUGUCAGAGGCGCCGGCACUAAACAGAGGAGUAAAGCGGAUCUCUCGAGACUCUCCGCCGUACUCCGCCCCCCUGUCCCCUAAGAUACUCCACUCGGAUACACACCCUUCCGAAGCUGAGACCCUGCCCCCAGAAGAAAACGGUUUACUCAAGGAGCAACGCUUCAUGGACUCCGCCUCCAACUCCAUGACACCCCGCCCACAGACGCUACGAAGCACCUCCGAAUACCAGUCCCAACCCAGCAGUCCAUACUACCACGGCAACGGCCCUCCCUUGCGUCGCCACGCCUCCAACCCCCCGACUCGCACCCACAGACGAGUAGAAGCUGCCAGCUCCACUACAGGUCCAGAUACAGCAGCGGUGGAGUGCGAGACUCCCAGAAUUCCCAGCGGCAGAAGCCCUUCUUCCUGGUCUAUAGAGGAAGUGAUGCAGUUUGUGCGAGACGCAGACCCGACGGCGUUGGCGCCACAUGCUGAGCUGUUCAGAAAGCAUGAGAUUGACGGUAAAGCCCUGAUGCUUCUGAGGAGCGACAUGGUCAUGAAGUACAUGGGCCUGAAGCUCGGCCCCGCCCUCAAACUCUGCUACCACAUCGAGAGACUCAAACAGGGCAAGCAGUGAGGAUUAAACACACACAGACACACACAGUAACAGGAUUAAAUGCAGGUUUAUACAUGCAGUACUGGUCAGCUUUACAGUACUCGAUUAGGCUCAGUAUUGGGUUAAGCUCAGCAGUACUGAAUUAGGUUUUAAAUAUUGGAUGAAGCACAGCGCUGGACACAGCUAAACAACACGGAGUCACGGACGUGCGCUGCUUUUCAUCCAUCCGAACCACCAAACAACUCCGCAGACAGACAGCAAGCGAUGACGCACAGCAGAUCACGUCGGGAGUAAACUCUGGGACACAGCAAGAGAUCCGGGCAGCAAUAAUAAUAAAAAAAAAACAGUCCUACACACACUACCUGCCACUGAGAGAGAGAGAGAGAGCUGAGCGACAAGUGAUCCAGAACCACCGCUGAACAGAUAUUAUUUGGCUGAUUCUCAGUGUGUGGCUUUGCUACGAGUGUAUCAGGCGCAAGCAGCAUAGCUGAAAACUCAUAUAUCAUAUACACGUGCAUCUUCCUGUCCUUUUUUUUGUUCCACUCUCUCUCAUAGUUCUCUUUUGUUAUUUUCCUUUUUUCUCUUCUUUGUUUCGCUCAGUCCUCAACUGGAUCACAUCCGCAAGAAAGCCGUCAUUCUAAACUGCCCCCCCAAAAGAUGUCGAUAUUUGCUCCGAUUAUUGUCGUAACGUGAUGAACACAUUUCUCCUCCCUACCUCCUGUCUGCAAUACAGAGACGGUCCACUCCUGCAGAGUCACUGCUGCGAAACCAAACAGCACUGCAAAUCGUUUCAUUUCUGUUUUGUUCUCUCUAUAUUUUUCUUUCUUUCUUUCUUGCCGAUACGGUCGCCGUGCUGUGUCUAGCGUGGGGUAGCUCAUCAUAAAUUGUGCCCCUCCCCCCCAUCUUCAACCUCUUACACAGCUUACCAAAUCCCAGUAUAUGGUGUAUACUACAGAAAUCAAAUAUAUGUAUUUUCAAGUAGAAAGUUGUAGAUGAUUUGCUUAAUACGCAUUUCAAACAAAUUGUAUUUUAUUAUUAAUUGUAAACAUUUUUCCACCUGGGAAGGUGGAUAAAAAUACGAGUAUGACAUUUCUAGUGUAAUUUUUAACCUCCCUUAAGUUAACUUUCUGACGCAUGAGGCUGCGUUCACACCGACGUUGAGGAAAGAUGGAGGAGAAACGCAGAAAGCCGUAAUCCGACUCUCCGAAUCAAUACGGGCGACUCAUGGCCAGCGUCAGCUCGGGAUUUUAGAGGAAAGAGGAGAGUCUGGAAUCAUAACCGCAUUUUAACCUUAGUGAAAUGCGACACGUUUGCUCACAUUCAUCACUAUAGAAUAAUACAGAAUAAUGAAAGUGCUAAAUAUUGCUUCAGACUAUUCAGAAUACUCCUCACUUUACAAUAAGCAUUCAUUUAAUAUAUAAAUAUCUUAGCAGACUAGCCCAGUCGUUAUAUACAGGACAUUUAUUCUCUUCUUCAGACCAAAACAAUACAUUUGAGGAAAACCUGUGUGAAGAUCAUCAGCGACAUCACUUUGUUUUUUUCUUCUUUUUCCAGAUCAAAAAAAUUGAUCUAGAAACCAAACCAAACAAACCAGCAGUGCAUUUAUAUACUGACCGAUCAAUUCUCUCAGAUGUCGGUAUGUUUUUGUGAGAGCAGCCUGAUGCAUCCAAGACAGUUUUUGUCGAUGUAUAUUGUUAUACAGUAUAUACAUAAAAAUGUGUGUGUGGCAGUCUGGGUAAACCCAUCAUAUGCCGCCGUUGAUGAAUUCUUACUGGAUGAAUCCUUUGACACUUCAAACCGGUAAGCAUUUUUCAUUGAAACGACGUGGACAUGUUUUUAUUUACUUUUGCCUAUGUUAUCUUCUUGUUUAGAUCACGUUGUGUAAGGAGCCGGUUUAACAAACACGCUGGUAAAAACAGUCACCCUGUCUAAAGAUGUCGAAAAUCACACUUGAUAGCCGAUUGUUAGUUUAGCCGUAUCGUAUACCGUUUUCGAGCCGGUGCUCCAACGAUACAGGAGACGGUGCUGAAAAGAAGCGCCGCGUCUAUCUGUCCAAAAUAGAAUCCGAGAUUAGAAUUAGCGUUACGUAUGGAUGCGUGGCUUAGUGGUUAGCAUGUUCGCCUCACACCUCCAGGGUCGUGGGUUCGAUUCCCACCGUGGCUGUGUGUGUGGAGUUUGCAUGUUCUCCCUGUGCUGCGGGUACUCCGGUUUCCUCCCCAAGUCCAAAGACAUGCAUGGUAGGCUGAUUGGUGUGUCCAAAGUGUCCGUAGUGUAUGAAUGUGUAUGUGAUUGGGCCCUGCGAUGGACUGGCACCCUGUCCAGGGUGUACCCGAUGCUCCCUGGGACAGGCUCCAGGUUCCCCAUGACCCUGAAAAGGAUAAGUGGUAUAGAAGAUGGAUGGAUGGAUGUGGAUGCGUCCUGGUGUGAGGGAAGGAGGGAUGCGGGGUUUUGUGACAGUUUGCUUCGCCGAAUUCAGCCAGUAAACUCGACGGACGGACGAGUGUAACGCGUGGGUCAUGCACGUUUUAGAGAGGUGUAAACGAAAUGUGGGGAAACAAAUCAAGGGAACAGUCGAUUAAAUGAUAUAAGGAAUAAUGAAAGAGGAAAAGCUGAAAAGCAAAAGAGUAGUUUGUUUACGGCGCGUAAUUAGGCAACGUUCUCUUCCGUUACAUGACGUGUUAGUACUGUAUGUCCCAGUACUCGCGUACUCUAUUGCUACACCCUCAAAAGUAUGUACUUUUACCUUCACAAAAAGAGUACCUACUUUUAGCACAUAGUAUAAGUAGGCGAAUCGGAACGCAACAAAGGAUUUUCUGCUUUUGUAGCGAAGACGAAAAUAAAGGCAGUUUUUUGUGGUAAAAUUUUUGUUUUCUCUCUCUGCCUGCUAGGAUUUCAAGUUGUUGUACCGUGGCGAAACGUAUAUAUAUAUAUAUCAAUAUAUAAAAGCCUCAUCAGUUUAGUCUGACGGUAAAAUGUCCACAAUGUUCAAUUUUGGUGGUAAACAGAUUUUAAAACGUUAUCGUUCUACGUCUGGUUGUGAGAAACGUUAACAUUCAAUCACAUGAAGGGUUUUCCCAGGCCGCCACACAAGAACGUCGAGUUUGUUGUCGUUUUUAAAAAAACAAAUAAUAAUUUUUCCUGUCGUUUGUUAUGGUGAAAUCUUCCUCUUGUUAAAAUAUUUGCAUGUAUAUUUUUCAUACUGUAUACACUUAUUACGCAGACAGGAUCGCCGAAGUCCAGAUCUGCGUUUUUAUUCGGAGCUGGCCGUUUUUUUUUUUUUCUUCAUGUCCUGCCGCCACAUCCUUCUCAACUCCUCCAGCAACGAAGA
This is a messenger RNA of Ictalurus furcatus (blue catfish), 5752 nucleotides long. Its product is annotated as sex comb on midleg-like protein 2. Gene Ontology annotation, cellular component: nucleus. The coding region runs from base 265 to 2445 and encodes 726 amino acids. The transcript is spliced from 15 exons. The record is from RefSeq and is a predicted model, not a curated record. Gene Ontology annotation, molecular function: protein binding. NCBI's taxonomy places the organism in Eukaryota, Metazoa, Chordata, Actinopteri, Siluriformes, Ictaluridae. Gene Ontology annotation, biological process: regulation of DNA-templated transcription.